Molecule: messenger RNA, 6072 nt
Organism: Tetrahymena thermophila SB210
Lineage: Eukaryota; Ciliophora; Oligohymenophorea; Hymenostomatida; Tetrahymenidae
Product: transmembrane protein, putative
Exons: 2
Source: RefSeq, a predicted model, not a curated record
AUGGAUGGAUUUAUGAUGCUACAUAUAACAAAUUUUAUAUCUAUGGAAGUAGUAUUCUUUAGUUUGAUUUUUAAUUAAAUCUUUUAUAAACUAUUUUUGAAUAAUAACCUAAUAUUUCAUACUAAUAUUGCAAGGGUACAAAAAAAAUAAUUGUUUGUAGCAUAAAUAAAAAUAACCUAGCCAUAAUCAAUAAAAGUAUCAAUUAAAUUUCUAAACAGACAGUAAAUGUAAAUGGAUUUUAAAAUUUAUACUAAAUAUGUCUAGAUAAUCAAAAUGAAUCCAUUUUCUUAUUUGCAGAAUUAAUAUAGAUAUACAGCUAUAGUGGUUCUUACAGCACAAAAUAUAAUUUUAAUACAAAUUUUACAAGCUGCAGUUUAUAUUCAACUGCUAUUUUAUUUCAAUCUAUUAAUUGUAAGAUUUCUUAAAUUUAAAAUUUUUAAUUACUUAUUUUUUUUUUAAAUAGAUAUUUAUUUUAUUGACAGAAUAACCCAAUAGCCAUACUAGAAUUACAUAGGACCAUAGUCUAUAAGCAUAGUAAAUUUUAUUUAUAUUGAAUAUUUACAGUAAGUAGCAUUGUAUUGUGUAAAUAAUUUUUUUGCUUAGAUAUAUAUAUAUGAUACGUUAACAAUGAAAAAUAUAUAAAAUAUUAAUAAUCCAUUUUCUUAGAAUCUAUAAGGACUAGUUUUAAAAAUGGAUUUCGAUUACAAUGCUGGUAUAAUUUUUUAUUUAGAUUAAUAAGGUAAUAUUUAUUUAUAUCAUUUUGAAUAAAGUAUUUAAAUAAAAACAAAUUUUAAAAUUACUGAAAUUUAUGAUGGAAAUGAAUAACUUGUGAGUUAUUUCUUUAAUAACAUUACUAAUGAUAUGUAUGUCUAUAGCACUAAUUCUAUUUAUUACAUAGAUAAUUUCUUAUAUGCAUAUGAGUAUGAAUCUUAGAUAUCUGAGCCAGCUAAUUUAUUUGCUACCAUUCCAAUUGACAAUUAAACGAUAGAAUUCUAGUUUUUUAAUAAUGAUAAUACCAUAUUUAGAUACUCUAAAUUUAAUAUCAACUUUGUCAGUAAAUUAAAUAGUUCUUAAAUUGUGGAUUUAACAUACAGUAUUGUUGAAGAUACCCUAAUAAUAGCUUUGAAAGAUUCUAUAUUAUUUUAUUAUCAAUAUGAAAGUUCUAAUAAAGAUUUAUCUUCACCAAGCAUUUUUUCUAUUUAACAAAUUGGAUUUCAUAAAUUUUUAUCAUAAAAUGUGUAUUUAACUUAUGAAAAAUAAAUAAUUCAUUACGACAUUUAAAAAGCUAAGAUUUUAAAAAUGAUCUAAUUGGAUUAAUCAGUAAUUGUUACUUAACAUAAAUAAAAUUUAAAUCUUGAUUUAAUAUUUGUAGGGCUAAGUAAUGGCUAAGUUUUACAAUAUGACUUAAAUGUGCAGAGUUAUAAAUAUUAUAGUAUUUUAAAUUAAAAUUAAGUAUAUACUUAAAUAAUAACGAUUAUACUAGAUGAUGUUAAAUAAGUUGGAUUAUUUGUUACGAAUGGUGGAAUUGUUCUUAAAAUUGAUACUUAAAAUUAAUUAAUUUUAGAAUAAGUAAAUCUCAUAACAUUAGUAACUGAAUAAACUCAAUACUAAUUAGUAGGUUUUAAUUUUGAUAAUACUUUUUAAAGGUAUUUCUUUUUUUUUAGUGGAUAAAAAUGGGGUUAUGUUUGGAACACUUCUUCUAAUAAAUAAGAACAAUAUUUACCAUUACCCAGUUAUUAAGGUAACAAAAUUAAACUAAUACAAGAUUUCAUAAUUAUUUCCAGUUAAUUUUAAGUAAAUAUUUACUCUCUUUUAGAGGACAUUAAAUUAUUAACAGUAAUUAAAAAAGAUUACUAACAUGACUAAAUAACAGAUUAUAUACUAGCUAAUAAAAAUGUUAUAAUAAUAUUUUUCAUAUACAAGUAUGAAGUGUUUUUAAUAUAAGAUAAUACAAACAUCCUUAUAUCAUAAUAAUAGUAUAAUUAUCCUCGACUUUUAGGAUAUAUUUUAUAAUAAAAUGGUUUUUUAAAAAUCUAUGGUUUACAUUAAACUGGAGUUUUUGAAAAUAAUUAUAGUCUAAAUAUAUAUUAAGAUAAUUCUAUAUCUAGAUGCUCUAUUUCUAUUUCAGGAAAUGAUAUUUAAGAGAUAAAGUAAAAAAUUAGCAAUAUUUAACCAAAACAAACUUUAAUUAAUACGUAAACAGGUUAAUCUACCUAAAACUAAUAAUAAUGGACAAAUUUAAUAUAUUUACAAAUCAGUGAUAACUAGUUUAGUAAUAUUAAUUAAUUUAUUUCUUAGAGUAAUUAAGUCAAUUCUUAAUUCAUUUUACAUUCAGCUGAUGAUAAUACUAGAAACCUCUCAAUUUCUAACAAUACAUUCUAAUCAUAUUAAAAACCAGUUUUUUAAAUAAAUGAUUAUGAUUUUUAGUUUAUAAACUCUACAUAUGGAGUAAUAACUACUUUUAAUUAGAAUACUUAAUAAAUUUAAUUGCAGAAUGUAAGUAUAUCUAAUUAAUGCAUAGAUAAUUCACAGAUAUUAAUAUAAAAUGUGACUCAAGUUAUUAUUAAUUUCCUGAAAAUUUCAUAAUUAAAAAUAUGCAGUUAAUCAAAUGAUUAGCAAUAAUAAAACCUUUUGAAAUUUAUGAAUAUUUCUCGAGUGUACAUAUAUAAUUUAGAAAUAUCAUCAAACAAUUUUGAGUAAAAUUUUUCAAUGAACAUUUUUAAUUUCUCAAGUAUACAAACUAUUCUUAUUGACAAAGUUCAAAUUCAAAACAAUACUAAUUUGAGUUAAUUUUUUACUUUCACUAAAGUUAACAACAUAACAAUAUCAAAUAUUAACAUUACAGCUAAUUAAAAUAAAUAGAAUAACUAAUAAUAAUAAAAUAAUUAAAGAUAAUUAAAUUAAGAAAUAACUAUUAAUGAUGCAUCAUCAGCUUUAAAUUUCUUUGGAUGCUAAUAUUUGCUAUUGAAUAAUUUAUACUUCAGUUCUAAUCUAAAUAUCUAAUUAGUUUAAUCAAAAAAUCAAUGUGUUGUUGACAAUAUACUUACAGUACUUUAUAAUGACGAAAUUUAGAUAUUAGAUAGCUAUAUUAUAUCUAAUUAAAUACAAAAUAAUAACCUUUUCUACAUUUAAAAUUCAAUCAUCACAAAAAAAAAUAUUAACUAUAAAAGUAACCAAGGUUGCUUCUCAAUAACUUAAUCUUAAUAUGUGUAUAUUUAUCAAAGCACAUUUGAAAACAAUAUAUCCUAAAAUGGUGGAGCUAUUUAUUUCUAAAAUAUACAAUACUUAAUAGAAAUUUCUUAGACUAGGUUUGAAGGAAAUACUGCGCUUAGUAGCGGUGGAGCUUUAUAUUUCUAAAAUAUUGCAAAUUGCUCAGUUAACUUUGAUUAAUCUACCUUAAUAAUAAGAAAUAGAGCCUUAAUAGGUGGAGGUUUAAGAAUAGUAUCAACUGAUAAUAAUAUUUAAUUGCCUAUUAAAUACCCUUUUUAUUAAAAUGCUAUAAAUAAUACUGCAGAGUUGUAUGGUGAUAAUUCUGCUAGUUAUCUAUAAUAAAUUUUAAUAUAGAAUGAUUAAAUUUAGAGUUUUAAUAAUUAUGAAUUAAAUUAUAUUUAGAAUAAAUCGUAUUAUUCCACUAAUCACUUCACAUUUUAAUUUUAAUCAAUUGCUCAAGUUAAUAAUUUUUAAAGUGGCGGCUAACUAGACUUGAAAAUCUAUAUCAUUGAUAAUUACAAGCGAUAACUUUCAUUUAAAUUAUAAAAAUUAUUGAAUUAAGAAUACCCUCUUGAUAUUGAAAAUGAACUAAAAAGUAUAUAAAUUUCAAUCAAUAACUUUGAUACAACAUAAACUUAACUGAUUGGAGAAAAGAUAUUAAACUACAAUUAAUAUAAUAGUAGUAGUUAAGCAUUCUAACUAACAGGAUUACAAAUAUAAGGAGUAUUAUAGACAGAAUAAUAUUUAUAAAUUGAUUCAAGCAUUUACUUACAAUCACAAUAACAGUAAUCCAUUUUGCUAAUAAUUAAUUUUAGAAAAUGCGAAAUAGGAGAAAUUAUCCAAUAACAAACUUAAAAAAUUAAUACUUGUAAGUAGUGCUCUGAAGGGACUUAUUAAUUAGCUGAUCCACAAUCUUUAUUGUUGUCUGAAUAAAAUAAUUAAUCAGGUUAGAAAAAUGAAUGUAGUUCUUGUCCUUUAUCAGCAAUCAAAUGUCAAGGUUCAAGUAUUUAGCUUAAAAAUGGGUAUUGGAGAAAAAAUAAUUUUACAGAUGAGAUUUUAUAAUGUAAUUCUAAUGUUGGAUCUUGCCAAGCAGAAAAUCCUGAAAGCAUAAACUACUGCUCUGUUGGGUAUAUAGGACCAUUAUGCCAAGAAUGUGAUACUUUAGGAGAAAUUUGGAGUGGUAACCGCUUCUCUGAGGCAUUUGCAAAAGGUAUAUGCUAAGAAUGCUAUGAAAUAUAAAUUUAGUGGGUAUAUCUUGUGCUAAAAUUUUUAGGUUUGAUAAUAUAUUUUUUAUACACAACAUUUAUUUUUAUGAAAUAGUUUAAAUAUUCUUAAAUAUGCUAUUACUUAAGGAUCAUUUAGCUUUUACCGAUCUCAAAGAACUCUCUUUAAGAUUAAUCUGGGUUCUAUCUAAAAAUAAUUAUAAAUUAUUACUAAUUAUCUUCACUUUUGAUACCUUAACCAUUAAUAUUAGGUGUAAACAUAAAUUUCUUAAAUAACAUUUUUGGAUAAGCAAAUAGAUAGUUAAGCCUUGGAAUAGAUUGUAUGGUAGAUUCAGGCCUUAUAAGAUAUUAUGGAAAAAUUGUAUUUUAUUCUUUAGUUUAGUUCUUUAUUCCUUUGAUUUUGUUCAUUAUGAUUUUAUUGAUAAUUAAAUUACUUUAAUUUAAAUUUAAAAAAAUCAUAAAAAAUUGCUAUUACUUUACUUUCUUCCACAUAUUUUUGGCUUAUUUUUAGAUAAGUCAAAUAUCUUAUUUUAGUAAAUCUUUGACUUGCUAAUCCAUAGGUAACGAAUAAUUUAAUCCAUAUGAUUUAACAAAGAAUUGUAAUGACAGAGAUUUAAUAAAAUUUAUAUUUCCUUAUUCUAUUAUUAUCUUAUCUUUCUGGAGCAUUUUACCUUUAAUUUUAUUGCUGAAACUGAAGAAAAGAAAAGACCAUCUUAAUUAUUGUAAAACUAAAUACAAUUAUGGUUAUUAUUACAUUGAAUUAAAAAAUGAAUUUUAUUAUUGGGAAUUUGUUAGAAUAUACUUGAAAAUAACACUGAUCUAUAUUUAAACUCUUCUUUAGUAAGAUUAUUAAAUUAUAUCUGCCAGCUCUUCUUUGAUUUUGAUUGCUCUGUACAUAUAUACGGUCAAGUUGAUUGACCCUUUUAUAUCUAAAAAAAUGCUCUUUAGUGAAACAUUAGCUUGUUUUUUAAUCAGUUUUAAAAUUUACUUAUCUUUAAUUUAAUUUGAUAACUAAAAUAGUUAAAUAGCAAUAGAAGUAUUAAUAGUUGCUAUCGAUUUCUUUUUUUUCAUUUACUGCAGUAUAAUAGUUAUCAUUUUCAAAGCUAAUAAUUAAAGUACAAUCGUUAGUAAAUUAUCAAGAAUAAUAUUAAAGCUACUCUUACCUUAAAAAAUAUAUAUACAAUUAUUAAAAUAAGGAAUAAGUUUUAAAACUUACCUUCGAUGGAAAUUUGUUUUCAAAAAUAUUUCUAAAAUAAUUGAAAGUAAAGCUUAACAAAAUAUACUCUAAAUAACAACAUCAAAACACUUACUUUAGUUAUCACCAAGUUCUUAGUUUUCUCCAAGUUCUUAAUUAUCUUAGAAUGAAUCAACAAAAUUUCAACUGUAAAGAAAAUUUAAUUUAAAGACAGAUAUAGUAAUCGAAAAUAGUUUAUAAAAGGCAUCUAAUUUUAGAUUGCUGAAACUAUAAAAUUAAGUAUACGAUUAAGAUACAGACAAUUUAGAAUAUACAGAAUACUCUUAGAAUACAGAAGAAAAAGAUCCUAAGAAAACUUUGAUUUAUAGUUUUUCACCUAAAUAAAGUAUUUUAAGUCAAAGUAUAAAAGAUUCUGAUUUAUAAAAAGAAAUUAUUUUCAAGUGA